Molecule: messenger RNA, 1369 nt
Organism: Rhopalosiphum maidis (corn leaf aphid)
Lineage: Eukaryota; Metazoa; Arthropoda; Insecta; Hemiptera; Aphididae
Product: neuronal acetylcholine receptor subunit beta-2-like
Exons: 9
Coding region: 25-1323 (432 amino acids)
Biological process (GO): monoatomic ion transmembrane transport; nervous system process; regulation of membrane potential
Cellular component (GO): neuron projection; synapse; membrane
Molecular function (GO): neurotransmitter receptor activity; extracellular ligand-gated monoatomic ion channel activity; transmembrane signaling receptor activity
Source: RefSeq, a predicted model, not a curated record
CUUUUAUAGUUAGUGCUUAGUUUUAUGUUAGUCAUGAUGGGUGUUUUUAAAGUGGCCUUAUUUUAUACUUUUCUGGUUUUUUUUCUUGGUGGCAAUCACAGUAGUGAAGGAUGCAAUAAUGAUUUAACUAGCGCAUCUGCUGCUGUACGACUAUCAAAUGAUUUGUUUUGCGCCUAUGAUAGAAACAUAAGGCCUGUGAUAAAUCAAUCAUCUCAAAUAACUGUUGAAACCAAAUUUUUCAUUUUCAAUGUUCAUAUGAAUGAAAAAUGGGACAUUUUACAAAUGAGUAUUCAAUUACUUAUGGAAUGGAAAGAUGAAUUUUUAGUUUGGGAUCCUUCAAAGUAUGACAAUAUUGAAAGGAUGUAUGAAGAAUCAUCUCAUGUUUGGAUACCUGACAUUAUGUCAUAUGAUAUUGGAUUCAAUGGUGAUGAUAAUAGAGAAUUCUCUUAUUUUUUACCAACAAGUAUGGUGAAAAUAUCUAAUAAAGGUUGGGUUAAAUAUAAUCACCGUAUAACUCUAAAUGCUCAAUGCACAACCAAUAUAGCUAAAUGGCCGUUUGAUUCCCACAACUGCACUUUUCUUAUAGGAUCUCCUGUGUAUACCACUUCAAAUGUUAACUAUACUUUUCCAAGCGGAUAUUCUGCUAAUAUGUUUUAUUAUAAUCCUGAUAGAGAAUGGGAACUAAGUAAGAUAAAUCAAGAGUGUAUGAAUAUUGUAUAUACCAGUUCAAAUUCAUCUGUGCACUGCAUUUUAGAAUAUGAUAUAAAUGUAACUCGAUUUUCAACCAUGUACUAUUCAUCCAUUGUAAUCCCGGCAGUUGUGAUAUCAUUGAUGAAAAUAUUAACAUUUUUAAUGGGUCGUGAAACCAAACUUCGAUUUAUUUUAUUAAGCUUAAUUUUCAUUUCCGAAUUGCUAUACAUACAAUUCUUGGACACGAAAUUACCAAAUAAUGGCAAAAAAGCAGUAUACAUAGUUCUAUUGUACCGCAACUCUUUAAUUCUAACAUCAAUAGCACUUGUUAUAACUGUUAUUAGUAAUGCAUUGUAUAAACAUGGUACCGAUGAUUUUCCUCGUAAUGGUCCCGAAUGGCUCAAGUCUGUAUCAACAUUUCUUUUAAGCAAAAAACCAAUUGCUAUGCUAACUAAUUUUAAUACUCGGGGAGCAGAACUUUUAAUAGAAAAAAAUAUGGAAGAAGAAACGCCUAAUACUCAGAGAGAUGAAAAUGCUUUAUUUUGGAAAACACUGUCUACCUUAUUAGAUCGUCUAUCGUUUGUGAUUUCUCUAAUAAUUUCAUUGAUAAAUUUAUGGUUUUUAAUACCCUAAUUAAAUUUACUUUUAAAUUUAAAAAAAAAAUGAUAACUUUAUUUAA